UUAUACCUGCCGAGAAGGAUGAGUAACUCGGUUAACGGAGUAGGCGGUAGCAACCGUGCCACCACCUCCGUAAACGGCGGAGGCGGCCCCGCCGUGGACAAGGGCGUGGAUUACGCCAACUACUUCUGCACCUACGCCUUUCUGUACCACCAGAAAGAGAUGCUGUCCGACCGAGUUCGCAUGGACGCUUACUUCAAUGCUGUUUUUGAGAACAAACACCACUUCCACGGAAAGGAGAGGGGUGGGAAGGAAGCAGGAGGAGGGAAAUAGGACGCUUUGAAUCAAGUUGUCGUUCUAAGACAAGUAACAUAGACUGUAUUCAAUUUCUUUUUUACAAGUUUUUGAUAUAGUUUCAUGCCGGUGGACUUGUGUACGUAAGUUGGAUUAGCUUGAUGGGCAAGUGAUGAACUUAUUUGUCAACAAAUGAUGGGUAAGUUUAAUCAAGAAAAAGGUGGAAAAUGGUUACUUUGUGAAAAUAGAUAUAGCCUGUAAAAGAAUCCCAAACACAUUGAACCCACAAAAAGAAGAAAACGUAAAAAUUUGAAAGAUCGCCCUUUAAGUGUCAAAGAUAGGUGUAGGAAGUGUGUAUAUUAGUGGCUUUUUUUUUUCCAAAUGUUAAAAAAAUGUAAUUUCUUUUUUUUGUCGAGAAUCGUUACUCAGUCGUUGCAACCAUUGUCUUUAUUUGUAUUGGGGCUUUUGGUUGAGACAAGGACUAAAUUGGUGAAUCCACGGAGUAGACUGUUCUGGAUGUAGGAACAGGGAGUGGCAUUUUAGCAAUAUGGUCAGCUCAAGCAGGCGCAAGGAAAGUCUAUGCAGUGGAAGCUACCAAGAUGGCACAACAUGCCCGUGAACUUGUAAAAGCAAAUAAGCUCCAGGAUAUAGUUGAAGUGGUUGAAGGAUCAAUGGAAGAUGUUGCACUUCCAGAGAAAGUUGAUGUAAUCAUCUCAGAAUGGAUGGGAUACUUUCUUCUGCGUGAAUCAAUGUUUGACUCGGUAAUUUGUGCCCGUGACCGCUGGCUGAAGCCAGAUGGAGUUAUGUAUCCAAGCCAUGCUCGCAUGUGGUUGGCACCUAUCAGCUCUAAAUUAGCAAAUCAAAAAAUGAGCGACUUCGAUGGAACCAUUGAUGACUGGUACAAUUUUGUUGAUGAGACUAAAACUUACUAUGGUGUGGACAUGAGCAUCUUUACAAAGCCGUUCACUGAUGAGCAGAGGAAAUACUAUUUACAGACAUCACUCUGGAAUAACCUCCACCCAAAUCAAGUUAUUGGAGAAGCUGGCAUUAUAAAGGAAAUAGAUUGUUUAACAGCGACAAUUGCGGAUAUACUUGAUGUUCGGGCAAGCAUAUCAACUUCAAUUUUUGCUGAAGAUACCAGGUUCUGCGGUUAUGCUGGAUGGUUUGAUGUCCAUUUUAGAGGAAGUAUGCAGAAUCCUGCUCAACAGGAAAUUGAAUUGACAACUGCUCCAAGUGAAGAUUUUGGGACCCAUUGGGGCCAGCAGGUGUUCCUCAUACAUCCUCCUCUUAGCGUUGGCCAAGACGAUGAAUUAAUCAUCCAUGUUUCCAUGAAUCGCUCUCAAGAAAAUCAUCGAUUAAUGGAGAUUGAAUUUGGCUGUGAGAUAAGAUAUUCUUCUGGGAAAUUGCUUCCCCCUUUCAGAAAUAAAUUUUACAUCGAAUGAGAAGCAGGGUCGCUGAUAACUUGCCAAGGUUGUGGAACUGUUUCAUCAUUUUUCAACUAGGAAUUGCUUGUGGUUGGUUUCUUAAUAGAAUGUUUCUUUUUCUUUGAUCCAAGCUGGCAAGUCAAAGUAAAUCUCUGGUACGCAUGAGAAUCUUGCGAAGCUUUCUCAGGGUGUAUCGGACAAUUUUGUGUGGUGUGGUCGUCUAUUCCAGCGCUUGCAUACAAAGAGUGGACGACUUCGGAAUCCAAGUGCAUCUUCUCUGGAUCUCAUGCAUUUCAGUUGUAUUUUCAUUUUGGGGUCGUUUGCACCUUGGGUUUUCUCUGUGAGAGCCUUGAAUUUUGUUAGUUUGGUUUUAAUUUAAGAUACACCUGCUCUUCUUUUCCCCCCUUUCUUCCUCCCGGGCAACUUCUGGCUGGGGUUGGGGUCUUGGGUGAGAGUGAAAAACGACCCAAGGGGGCAUAUAGAGACUGGAUACCGCCACUUUUGCAAUUAAUACCACUGUAAUCUAGUGCCUGAGGGACACGGCAUCCAAAAACUUUAUCGUCUAAUCGGAGAUAGCCCAUCUUCCUGGGUUUCUUAUUCA
Molecule: messenger RNA, 2256 nt
Organism: Coffea arabica (coffee)
Lineage: Eukaryota; Viridiplantae; Streptophyta; Magnoliopsida; Gentianales; Rubiaceae
Product: protein arginine N-methyltransferase PRMT10
Biological process (GO): peptidyl-arginine methylation, to asymmetrical-dimethyl arginine; chromatin remodeling
Cellular component (GO): nucleus
Molecular function (GO): protein-arginine N-methyltransferase activity; histone methyltransferase activity
Source: RefSeq, a predicted model, not a curated record